Alosa alosa (allis shad) is the source of this 1026-nucleotide messenger RNA. Its product is annotated as P2Y purinoceptor 2. Gene Ontology annotation, molecular function: G protein-coupled receptor activity. The coding region runs from base 1 to 1026 and encodes 341 amino acids. Gene Ontology annotation, biological process: G protein-coupled receptor signaling pathway. The record is from RefSeq and is a predicted model, not a curated record. NCBI's taxonomy places the organism in Eukaryota, Metazoa, Chordata, Actinopteri, Clupeiformes, Clupeidae. The transcript has a single exon. Gene Ontology annotation, cellular component: plasma membrane.
AUGAACAACUUGUCACAAUUGAACACCUCAAACAGCAGCUUGCAGACUGCAGAUUGCAUUGCUGAGGCCCAGCACAUCUCUCUCACUGUAUUUAUCACCCUGGUCUUCAUGGUGGGAUUUUGCCUCAACGGUUUCAGCCUGUGGGUCUUCUGUUGCCGCAUGCCCCAUUGGAACUCUGGGACGGUUCUACAAUUCCACCUGGCCCUUAGCGAUGCUCUCGCCACUCCAGCCACCAUCAUGGCAGCUGUGUAUUUUGCCAAUGACAGCAGCUGGCCAUUUGGGAGGUUUCUGUGUCAAGUGAAGAUUGGUCUACUCAGCGCACAUUUUUAUGGGAGCACCUUGUUUCUGAUGCUCAUCAGCAUCCACCGAUACAUGGUGGUGGUCCAUUUCAAUCGGAGUAGCCUCAUGAAGCAAAAAACCUUCGUCAAAAAACUCUGUGGUGGGAUCUGGAUUUUUUUGCUGGCAAAAGGCAUCAUCUAUGCCAACCUUCUCCCAUCCAGCACUGAAAAGUCACGUCGCGUACAAUGCCUCACCAUUCAUCAGGAAAAACUUGUAGAUGCCUACUUUGUUAUUAAUUUCAUUCUCUUCAUUGUUGGCUUCCUUCUACCAUUCUCUGUCUCAGCCGCCUGCUAUGGUCUACUUGCUAGCUCUGUGUCUCAAAUCAACCCAAGCACGGCCCAUGGUCCAGCAGUCAAGUCAAAGUCCCUAAGGAUGAUUGCUGUUUGUCUUCUGAUAUUUGGACUGUGUUUCCUGCCACUGAAUGUCACCCGAACUAUAGGAGUAGUGGUGAAGAGGUUCUACUCAGACAGUUGUGAUGUUCUUCGACGAGUGGAGACUGCUUAUUAUGUUUCUUGGAUCUUGGGCGGUGUUAACUGUUGUCUGGAUCCUCUCAUCUACUUCUUCGGCUCAAACAAUUUCAGGAGAAUGAUUUGGAGGUCUCUCAAGAUCUCACGAGAGGAAAAUAGGAAUGAGUCAGAGACAAUUAGCCAAACUGGUCGGAGAGUUGUAAUCAAUAAUGGCACAUAA